Daldinia caldariorum is the source of this 2290-nucleotide messenger RNA. RefSeq names its product MFS general substrate transporter. Gene Ontology annotation, biological process: transmembrane transport. The coding region runs from base 409 to 2145 and encodes 578 amino acids. NCBI's taxonomy places the organism in Eukaryota, Fungi, Ascomycota, Sordariomycetes, Xylariales, Hypoxylaceae. The record is from RefSeq and is a predicted model, not a curated record. Gene Ontology annotation, molecular function: transmembrane transporter activity. The transcript has 2 exons.
CUUUCAGGGGUUUUGCGGAUUCAAGUACCUAAUCCGCUUUACCCGUUCAAUUGGGAUUUAGAGGCCGCCUAUAACCUUCAAAUCCGCAACCAACCAUCCACCUUAGGUAGUAUUUUCGUAGCUUGUUUGAAACCCUUGUUUCCGCUGAUUAGUUGACUGAAAAAUUACCUAAGGCGUAUAGGACUUCUAUAUGCGAUGUUCUUCUUGGCAUACUUGAUUACGUAGGUACCUGUUAUCACGAUUUAAUACAUAUAUUACCCAAUUCCUAGAUCAUGAAUAUUCAGUUCACCUUUUCCCUUUGGCUCAGCUCCUUCAAGGUUGUUUACAUACCUAGGUAGAUUACUUCGUGCACUCUUAUAUACCUAACCUAUGGAUUAAAUCAAUAUAUGUUCUUGCAACACUUAAUAAAUGACGCACACCGGUAUAGACUCCGAUAUAAGGGAGUCUUUUACGACGGAGCCCAAGACGUCCGGUAUAAGUACAGACAAGCCGGAAAAUCCGUCGGUCGAGAUCGGCCAGCCUGAAGCAGUUAAGGUCGGUGCUGGUGCCGGUACCGAUGUAGACGUGCAAGCGGAAGCAGCAGACGAUGGCACAGCAAAAAAGAAACCAUUGGGGUUCUACCUCUCCUUCUUAGCCAUCAAUAUUCUCGUCUUUCUGUUUUCUCUAGAUGCUACCAGUCUCGCAGUAGCUAUUCCUGGGAUUGCGGAAGAACUUCACGGUAGUACAUUAGAAUCUUUCUGGGCCGGAAUCGCCUAUUAUCUCGGCCUCGUCGUCAGUCUACCUCUAUUUGCCAGCAUUUCCGACGUUUUUGGCCGGAAACCUCCGCUUUACGUAGCUUUCCUGCUCUUUACCGCCGGCGCCCUCUCCUUCUCUCUCGCUAAGAACAUGGCUGCUGUUAUCGCCGGCAGGGCCGUCCAAGGUCUAGGCGGCGGCGGUCUCGAUGUUCUCGGCGAGAUCAUCGUUUCCGAUAUGACCUCCCUGAAGGAGCGACCGCUGUACCUUGGAAUCAUGGCCCUGCCUAUUGCCAUCGGUAGUAUUAUCGGCCCAACGAUCGGUGCGCUCUUCAGCGACUUCGUCACGUGGCGGUGGAUUGGCUGGAUCAACUUGCCGUUUUUGGGAGUCGCCUUUCCCCUAAUCGCCUUCUUCCUUCGUCUUCGAUCGCUUGGCACGUCGCUCGACGCUCAGCUGAAGAGUCUGGAUUGGAACGGCAUGAUACUUCUGACGGUUGGAUGUACAGUAUUUGUACUGCCCUUGAGUUGGGCUGAUGCACUGUACCCGUGGAACUCCUAUCAAACACUCGUCCCUCUGCUCCUGGGCGCCGCAGUCAUAGCUCUUUUCGUGUUUUACGAAACGAAGCCCAAGGCCCCGGUUAUUCCGCUUCGAAUCUUCCAGUCCCGAACUGCGGCAGUGACUUUGUGCGGUGCUUUUGUCCACGGCAUGACGCUAUACACACUUCUGCAGUACAUCCCUCUGACGUACCAGGCUGUUAUGCUUGAUACGCGGAUUACAGCCGCGGUUUCGUUGCUUCCUACCAGCGCCGUCAGCGUUAUAGGUGCUAUAACUUCAGUAAUAGGGAUUGGAAAACUCGGGAUGGGAUACCAGGGGCGAAUUUGGCUGUCCUGGGGCUUGGUAAUUGUAGGAACCGGCCUGUUGAUUCUAUUAGACCCGUAUUCAUCAGCUGGUAUGCGGCACGGAAUCCCUAUCAUAUGGGGUGCGGGAGUUGGCGCUCUGCUCCGUCUUCAGCAUAUUCCUAUGCAGGCAAGCGUAUCGAGCGUCGACGACACGGGCCACGCAAUCGCCCUGAUGUUGACCUUCCGGUGCCUGGGCGGCUUAGUCGGGCUUGCUAUUGGUUCAACAGUAUUCAGCAGUACUUUUGGGUCCGCGAUCGCUGCAGUUGGAGAAUUGCCCGACUCUCUUAGUCUCCUUAGAGACCCGCACAAUGCCAUCGCCUUUAUUCCGGUGAUACGGACCGUAGAUCUUCCAGCAGAUGUCAUAGCGCCCGUCUUAUACGCGUACCUGUCGGCUAUGCGUGGUGUAUUCUAUGCCAUGAUCGGAUUUUCCGGCUUUGGUUUUGUGACGUCUUUGUUAACGGAAGAAUUGAGUCUCCAGAGAACGGAACGCGGACGACAGCACUUCGAAACGUAAUUCGCUGCCGCAUGGAUGAAUUAGGGUUAUAUGGGGUUGAACAGCCCAAGUUGGCGGUAAUGAGGCUUGAGGAAUACGGUAUUAGGAAUAUUUUGACGAGGGCUUUGGAAAACAGGCACAUGAUAAUGCUAAUAGAGGCUGCAAC